Symbiodinium natans is the source of this 2184-nucleotide messenger RNA. The record is from the annotation of a GenBank genome assembly. Lineage: Eukaryota; Dinophyceae; Suessiales; Symbiodiniaceae.
AUGGGGCAGGUUGGCGGCCGGGAGAAGCUCGAUGAAAUUUAUUUUGUGCAGAAGGUGAAAUUGGGACAGGGAAGCUUCGGCACAGUUUGGCGAGCAAAGCAUCGAAAGAGUGGCAUGACAGUCGCCGUCAAGCAGAUGGACAAAGCCAGCAUGCCAAAGCGCGGUGUCAAGCGCCAAGACAUUGAAAGAGAGGUUUCGAUGAUGAAGGCUUGCUCACACGAGUACAUCACCAAGCUGUACGACACCUUCGAGGACCAAGCCAGCAUCUAUUUGGCAUUGGAGUACUGCGACGGAGGUGACUUUGGCGACAAGGUCCGAGAGCUUGGACCGGUCAUCAAAGAGGAGGAUACGGCUGAGUGGAUGCGACAGAUGUGCGAAGCUCUGAACCAUCUGCAUAGCAAAGGCAUAUGCCACCGGGACAUCAAGCCUGACAACUUCAUGGUUCUGGGGGACUCCACUUUGAAGCUGUCGGACUUCGGCCUGGCGGUGCACUUGCCAGCAGGCAGUAUCUUGACAGACAAAUGCGGCACGCCCGCCUUCAUGGCGCCCGAGCAGCACAUGAUGCCGGUUCAUAGCCGUGGCUAUGGAUUUCCGGUCGACAUGUGGGCGGCCGGUGUGUCCAUGUACAUGAUCAUCUUUGGGGGCAAACAUCCAUUCUUGAAUCGACGAAACGAGCUUGACCAAAGACUAAUGCUUGAGGGGAAGUUAGACUUUACGGACACUUCCUCCGUUGCAGCGCAAGGACUGGGUCUUUUCGGUCUUGGCGAAACGAUCCAAAAAUUCUCAGAGCCCGCGAGGUCUUUUUGCAAGCAGUUGGUUCAAGUCAAUCCGGCCGCGCGACUAUCGGCCGGCAAUGCAAUCAGGGUGGCAUGGCUACACUCCGGGAGGCGGGUAGCGGAGCAAAAGAGAAAGCUUGCUGAAGGAAGUCCCAGCGAUGCAGAGGCUGUUGCUGGACGCGGUGACCCACAGCCGCGAGCACGCUCAGCCCGAGGGGACACGCCAAGCCCCAUGGCAUAUCCACAGGGCGAUGGCCGCACACCAAAGGGCGAUGGCCGAACACCAAAGGGCGCCGGAAAGGGCCCAUCGGACAGGUUUGGCAUUGAAGCGCCUAAGGCGCCUCAGCCAGGUUUGCCUCCGAAAGGUGGCGCGCCAGCUGGCCAAAGCGAAUCGGUGCUGAUUCGACGAGAGUUGGAAGAGCUAAAGCAAUCAAAAGCUGAACUUGAGGCUCAGCUUGUGGAGGUCAAAAAGCAAAACAAGGACUUUCGAACUCAGCGGACAAAGGAAGUUGCGGUCCAGGAGGCGCCGCCAGAAGCCGUGCAUCGAGAGUCCCCCACCACCCUCAUGGCAGCUACAGCGCCACGUCUGCUGCCAGAAGGCGUAAAAUGCCGGUACGAGCCCACCUCGUCAACGCAGUAUCCCUUCUUGCCCGCAGUUAUACAGGGGUUUAAUGACCUCGACUGUACAUACAACUUGGAUGUGCGGCCUCAUGCGCAACCCUCGCGGAUUGCCCCGGCGAAGGAGAUCACGGCAGAGCAGGCGUGGCCUCGAGGGACACUCGUGAACUACUUCAGUCAGCAGCGGGAGCAGCAGGGAGCCGGACAGUCCUCCAUGCCAGCUGUUGUGAAGUCGUUCAAUGAGAUGGAUCAGACCUACAAUCUGGACAUCCGCGAUCACGCAGACUGUGACCGAAUUCGAGUUCGCGUCAUCCCGAGGGAGGUGGCUGAAGCAGCUGACCCAGGGCUGACCUCGGCCAUGAUGAGGCCAGCCCUGGAGAAGCGCUGCACGAAGCAGCUGAACGGCCAGGAGGUCGGAAAGCUUCCGGAAGAGGUGCUCGAGACUGAUGCUGCCGCGGCCGAUGCCGAGGUGCUUGGCAGACCACAGCGUAUCGGACAAGGCUACUGGUGUCAUGUCCCAGAGCAUGACCUUUUUGCCCCGGUUGUGGCCGUCCGCGGCGGCAUCGCUGAGCUCGACAUCAGUGGCAGCAUGACCGAGCUCAAGCUGGAGGCCUUGCGAGCUCCCAAGCAGGAAAGGUGGGCAUGGCCAAAGGGCACCGAAGUGAUGUAUCACAGCGGCUCCCUGGGCAAAUGGAUCAUUGCGCAUGUCGAGGGCUACAAUCGCACCAGUAGCACCUACAACCUGGACGUGCGCCAAGAGGCGGACCCAGAGAAGGUCAGACCUCGCUAG